GCUAAGCAAAGCUACAAGAUGGCGGCACCCGAUGGGAAUUUGCACGGCUUUUCUCUCUCUUUCAGAUAUCUUUAAACACACAAAAUGGGAGCUUUAUUUUUCGGAUUAUCAGCGGAAUGCGAGUGGAAAUGAAUUUGCAUGAGCUGCAUUAGCAUUUACGGAAAUUAAAAAACAAACAAACACGGCUCUCAAAUCAUUUUUUGCUUCACCCGGCGGGCUUGUUUUAUUUUGUCGCAGAGCGAAUAUGCCGCUAAAAUGGCGGCUUCCAUUACAUCUUCAAGCUAAGCUAGCAUAUUAGCUGGCUACAUUUUGUACCAGCAAAACUCCACUGUAUGACAGAAAAACAAGUUUACAGCUCGACGUUGACUAAUUCACAGGGGGAAAAUGGCUUCUUCUGGUACCAACACCACAUCGAGCGGUUCGGGCUCAGUGUUGCAGCCGAGGUGGAAGCGGGUGCUCGGAUGGUCCGGGCCGGUGCCUCGGCCUCGUCACGGCCACCGCGCCGUCGCCAUUAAAGAGCUGAUGGUCGUCUUUGGCGGCGGCAAUGAAGGAAUCGUGGAUGAACUUCACGUUUACAACACUGCGACUAAUCAGUGGUUUAUCCCGGCUGUCCGGGGCGAUGUGCCACCCGGCUGUGCUGCGUAUGGGUUUGUGUGUGACGGCACCCGGCUUUUGGUUUUCGGAGGAAUGGUUGAAUAUGGAAAAUACAGCAAUGAUCUCUAUGAGCUUCAGGCCAGUAGAUGGGAGUGGAAACGGCUGAAGCCUAAAGCUCCAAAGAACGGCCCGCCUCCUUGUCCACGCCUGGGUCACAGCUUCUCCCUCGUCGGGAAUAAGUGCUACCUAUUCGGCGGACUUGCCAAUGACAGCGAAGAUCCCAAAAACAAUAUUCCAAGAUACCUGAAUGACCUGUACACACUCGAGCUGCGUCCAGGCUCUAACGUGGCAGGCUGGGACAUCCCCAUCACAUAUGGCGUGCUUCCUCCUCCUCGCGAGAGUCACACAGCUGUAGUCUACACAGAGAAAACCUCAAAGAAGUCUCGCCUUGUUAUCUACGGAGGCAUGAGCGGCUGCCGCCUCGGAGACCUCUGGACAUUAGAUAUAGACACGCUUACUUGGAACAAGCCGGCGAUCAGUGGCACUGCUCCGCUCCCUCGCAGUCUUCACUCUGCCACCACCAUAACCAACAAGAUGUAUGUGUUCGGCGGGUGGGUGCCCUUAGUGAUGGAUGAUGUGAAAGUGGCUACACAUGAAAAGGAAUGGAAGUGUACAAACACACUGGCAUGCCUAAAUCUGGACACAAUGUCAUGGGAGACUAUUUUAAUGGACACUCUGGAAGACAACAUCCCAAGAGCCAGGGCAGGGCACUGCUCCGUAGCUAUCAACUCCCGACUGUAUGUUUGGAGUGGCAGAGACGGAUACCGCAAAGCCUGGAAUAACCAAGUGUGCUGCAAAGACCUCUGGUAUUUAGAGACAGACCGUCCUCUGGCACCGUCUCGUGUGCAGCUGGUUCGUGCCAAUACAAGUUCUCUGGAGGUGAGCUGGGGCGCUGUACCUACUGCCGACGCCUACCUGCUGCAGCUGCAGAAAUACGAAAUUCCAGCAGCAACAGCAGCCUCUUCCCCCAGCGUCACUCCCACUUCCUCGCUGCCCUCCAACUCGCCCAAGAGCCCGGCCCCGGCCGCCGCGGCCCCUGCCUCUCAGAGCGUGCCCGUCACAGGGGUCACCCUCAUACCCCAGGUGCCCUCACCGACCAUGUCCAUGCCUGGGAGCCCGCUCGCUGCAGCCUCACCACGUGGUCCAGGUAAAACCAUUUUGAAAGUAGCAGCACCUCAGUCCGCUGCUGGGACGUCUAUCGUCACUGUGCGUCAGGCCAAUCAAGUGGGAAAAUCUCCAGUUACAGUUGCAUCGCUUCCUGCUGGAGUGCGUAUGGUCGUUCCUGCACAGAGCGCACAAGGAACACCGAUUGGGAGCAGCCCUCAGAUGAGUGGCAUGGCCGCUCUGGCUGCAGCUGCAGCUGCCACACAGAAAAUCCCACCAUCAUCAACAGCCACGGUGCUGAACGUUCCAGCAGGAGCCACCAUUGUGAAAACUGUUGCCGUCACUCCAGGCUCUGCAGCUCUUCCUGCUACAGUGAAAGUAGCAUCACCAGUGACUGUGAGCAACCCAGCUACCCGCAUGCUAAAGACAGCUGCAGCUCAAGCUGGAACUUCGACCAUCACGACCCCCAAUACGCCAACACGCCCCAUUAUCACUGUGCACAAAUCGGGCACAGUGACUGUAGCUCAGCAGGCACAGGUGGUCACCACUGUGGUGGGAGGAGUCACUAAAACCAUCACACUCGUCAAGAGCCCGCUCACUGUGGGCAGCGGUGGCACUCUGAUCUCUAGCCUGGGGAAGGUGAUGUCCAUGGUCCAGACAAAACCAGUACAGACUUCUGCAGUGACGGGCCAAGCUGGGAGCCCUGUCACACAGAUCAUACAGACGAAGGGUCCUCUGCCUGCAGGCACCAUAUUGAAGCUAGUCACCUCAGCAGACGGCAAGCCCACCACCAUCAUCACUACCACGCAGGCAAGUGGCACUGGCACCAAACCAACCAUUCUGGGCAUCUCCCCGACCACCACUACCAAGCCUGGCACCACCAUCAUCAAGACCAUCCCGAUGUCUGCUAUUCAGCAAGGAGCUGCAGGUGCUACUAGCAGCACUGGUAUCAAGUCUCCGAUCACAAUCAUCACAACCAAAAUGAUGACUCCUGGCACACCAGGAAAAAUUAUCACCGCAGUACCAAAACUGGCUGCUGGAACUGCACAGCAGGGAGUGACUCAGGUGGUCCUGAAGGGGGCGCCAGGGCAGCCUGGCACCAUUCUUCGCACUGUGCCUAUGGGUGGUGUGCGUCUCGUUUCUCCUGGUACUGUUUCUGCUGUCAAACCCACAGUUACUACAUUAGUGGUUAAAGGCACCACAGGAGUAACUACUCUCGGCACUGUGACUGGAACAAUUUCAACCAGCCUGGCAGGGGGCAACGCUACUGCCAAUGCUAGCCUGGCUACUCCCAUAACCACCUUGGGCACCAUCGCCACACUCUCCAGCCAGGUGAUCAGCCCAGCAGCUAUCACAGUGUCUGCAGCCCAGACAAACCUGACUACUACACCGACAGUGGCCAUACAGGCAGCUACACAGCCCACACAGGUGACUCUGAUAAGCACCCCCAGUGGCGUGGAGGCGCAGCAGGACCUUCCCGUAUCCAUCUUGGCCUCCCCCACCUCUGAACAGCCCUCCACCACAGGCGCUGAAGCAGGCGAUGCCUCGGGUGAAGUGACUCUAGCCUGCUCCAACCCACCAUGCGAGACCCAUGAAACCGGCACCACCAAUACUGCCACCACAGCUUCUGCUAAGAUUGGAACAGAGCGUGUGUGUUCUAACCCACCUUGUGAGACGCACGUGACUGGAACAACCAAUACGACGACCACGGCAUCGGCCGACAUGGGCUGCGUGCAGCAAGUAUGCAGCAACCCACCGUGCGAAACACAUGAAACGGGCACCACAAACACAUCUACACAGGCAUCCUCAAACAUGGGUAUGGAGACCAACACGGUACAGAGAGUGUGUUCCAACCCGCCUUAUGAGACCCAUGAAACCGGCACCACCAACACCGCUACGCAGGCAUCUUCGAGUAUGGGCAGUGCAGAGACCAACACGGUACAGAGAGUGUGUUCCAACCCGCCUCGCGAGACCCAUGAAACCGGCACCACCAACACUGCUACGCAGGCAUCUUCGAGCAUGGGCAGUGCAGAGACCAACACGGUACAGAGAGUUUGUUCUAAGCUGCCGUGUGAGACCCAUGAAACCGGCACCACCAACACCGCUACGCAGGCAUCUUCGAGCAUGGGCAGUGCAGAGACCAACACGGUACAGAGAGUUUGUUCUAAGCUGCCGUGUGAGACCCAUGAAACCGGCACCACCAACACCGCUACGCAGGCAUCUUCGAGUAUGGGCAGUGCAGAGACCAACACGGUACAGAGAGUUUGUUCUAAGCCACCGUGUGAGACCCAUGAAACCGGCACCACCAACACCGCUACGCAGGCAUCUUCGAGCAUGGGCAGUGCAGAGACCAACACUGUACAGAGAGUGUGUUCUAAUCCGCCUUGUGAGACCCAUGAAACCGGCACCACCAACACUGCUACGCAGACGUCUUUGAGUAUGGGCAAUGCGGAAACCAACACUGUACAGAGAGUUUGUUCUAACCCGCCGUGUGAGACCCAUGAGACUGGCACCACUAACACACCCACACAAGCUUCAUCCACUAUUGGCGUGGGGCAAAACGGCAUGGUGCAGAGAGUGUGUUCCAACCCGCCAUGUGAGACCCAUGAGACGGGCACCACCAACACUGCUACUACUGCCACCAGCAGCCUCGAGUCAGCCGAAGGAUCAGCGCAACAGAGUGGUAACGGACAAGACACUGGCACCAGCGCUGAGGCGACUUCUUCAACAGAACCUGCCAAUCCUCCAAUUCAGAGCAGAGCCAUCACCACAGUGACGCAGGCCACGCCCACUCCAGGACCUUCUGUUCCUGAAAUCUCAUCCAUGGCAAGCUCUGCUGCUGUCGUGGAGGGAUCUGGCGAAGCCGAGGCAAUGGAGCAGGGAGACUCUGAGGCAGUAGCGAUGGGCGAGGAGCCCAUGCAGACCGAGGGUGAACUGGGUGAAGAGGGGGCAGUCAGAGUUGUUGCUAUUGAAGAGGGUGCUGCUGGUGAGGCAGGCACCAUGCUGCAGGUUCACGUUGCCAUGGAAGCACAGCCGGGUCAAGGAGAGCAGGCUGAGAUGGAGCAGGGUGGUGAUAGUGCAGAGGCCGUGGCUCUGUCAGGGCAGGACUCUGAGGCCUUGGCACUGCCUCAGGAACUGAUGUCGGCCGAGGGGCAGCAGACCACGCUGAUGGUGACGGGACUGACCCCGGAGGAACUGGCCGUCACCGCUGCGGCAGAAGCUGCUGCUCAGGCUGCAGCCACAGAAGAGGCCCAGGCGCUCGCCAUACAGGCUGUGUUGCAGGCAGCCCAACAGGCUGUGCUCAAUGAAGGAGAUGCAGGACAUGAUGGUCAGCAGGCCACCACCAUUCCCAUUGUACUGACGCAACAGGAACUGGCUGCUCUGGUCCAGCAGCAGCAGCAACUCCAGGAGGUUCAAGCAGCAGCAGCUGCCGCUGCCCAGCAACUGGGGGCCGAUUCGGGUGCGGGGCCUCUGCCAACUGAGGGCCUGGCACCUGCAGACAGCCUCAACGACCCCACAACAGAAAGCAACGGCCACGAGAUGGCCGCUGCAGCAGUAACUGGAACCGUGGUUCAGCUUCUACCCAGCACUUCUGCAGAGACUUUGGCUCCAUCGAGUACACUUACCCCAGUCCAGCCUAUGGUGGCUGCCAGCCCUGCCAAGAUACAGGCUGCUACUGCGCUUGCUGAGGUGGCCAAUGGCAUCGAGUCUGCAGCAGGGCAGAAGCCAGGAGCGCCCCCUGCAGUUGUGAAACCGCCAGUGAAGAAAGAAAAUCAGUGGUUUGAUGUUGGAAUAGUCAAGGUGACGAACAUGGUCGUCACACACUAUUAUAUCCCAGCAGAUGAUUCGGAGGUUACGGAUGAUGAUUCUGGGACCAUACCAGACUACAGUCAAAUGAAGAAGGUGGAGCUCUCUCCUGGCACCGCGUACAAAUUCCGUGUGGCUGGAAUUAACGCUUGUGGCCGUGGAACGUUUUCUGAAGUGUCUGCAUUCAAGACCUGCUUGCCUGGUUUCCCUGGAGCACCGUGUGCCAUUAAAAUCAGCAAGAGCCCUGAUGGUGCUCAUCUCACCUGGGAACCUCCGUCUGUGACAUCAGGGAAGAUCAUAGAGUACUCCGUCUACCUGGCCAUCCAGAGCUCUCAGACGACCGAGGCAAAAGCAUCUGCCCCGGCUCAGCUGGCCUUCAUGCGGGUGUAUUGUGGGCCAAACCCCUCCUGCCUAGUCCAGACUUCCAGCCUGUCCAACGCCCACAUCGACUACACAACCAAACCCGCCAUCAUCUUCCGCAUUGCCGCCCGCAACGAGAAGGGCUACGGCCCUGCUACGCAAGUCAGGUGGCUUCAAGAAACCAGUAAAGAUGGAUCUGCUGCCAAACCUGCAGCAAAGAGACCGGUCUCAUCUCCUGAUACGAAAGGUACCGGUCCAAAAAAGGCCAGAGCCGACCAGUGAGAGAUUGACGUGCCCCUCCCCCUUCGAGACCAACACCCCUGACCGAACUCCUUCCUGCUGAAUGCCCUCCCCAGCCUUAUUAAACCACAUCCCCAAUCACUUCCUAAUUAACAUGAAAUGACAGCGGGGGAAAAAAAAGGAGAAAGUUCAAGAUAAUCUGUUUGUGCCCUACCCCAAUCAUCACUGGACAUCCUGGUGCCAUGGACGCCUUAUCGCUUCGACUGUGUUAAAAUGAAACCGUAUUAUAAAUGUUUCUUCAGACAAACAGUUAAAAGCACAUUCUUUUUUGCUUUGUCCUGGAAGUUGUGUGAUAAAUUUCCAAAUGGCAGCAUUCAGUCAAGUUAACUGUAUUGGGUUGUUUUUUUGUUUUUUCCCUUCCUGUAGUUCAUUUUUUUUUCCCCUUCCUUCAUGUUAUUUUAUCUUACAAGCAAUAGAUAAAAAAAAAACAACAACAAAACAAACAACUUUGCUCUUCUGCCAGUUUUUUAAGUCUGUAUAUUUCAGUUGGACACGGACGGAUGUUGGACGGUAACUGAAGAGGGAGAAAGCCGACAAUGAAGCUACACCUGGAAAUCCAUUGAAGGAUGGGAGGGGGAAAAAAGCAACAACACAGCACUUGGUGAUGCUUCUGAAGAAAAGAGAAAAAAAAACUUUUCAUUUUAAGACAUCUGUAAUUGUAUAUUCAAUCCGAGUCCAGUAGCCUGUUAUUACAUCACUGUGUUUUCAUUCAUAGCUAAGAGGGAAUUGGAGAACUGUAUUUUGUACCGAAGAUGUAAGGACUCUGAUCCUUGUAGAAGGGGAGGUGUGUGACUGUUUUUUUUUUUUUGAAAUGCAUCUUGUAUAAAGAAAGGGGGGGUAGGGGAUCCCAUAAAUGGUAAGAAGUGAUUUCAGAAGCUCGCUGUGUGGUUUAUUUUUGUAUUUUAUUUUUUUUUUUUAAACAGAAAAACGUCCCCCUUAUUGUGUGCAUUUGCUCAGUUUUAAACAGUUCCUGUUCAUUCCUGUACUCUGAGUGUCUUGUGGGAUCCUGCGGCCGAUUGUCUUGUGUGCCACAGAGUUUUCUACAUCCCACCUUAAGGUAUCUUUGAAACGCUGAUUCAGAAAUUAAAGAUUGAAGUGAACUUUUUCUACUCACUUUGGAGUAAGACUACCCACUUAAAACAAGUUCAGCAUACUGAAUAUUUGGGUUUUCUUUCAUUUUUUUUUUUCCUUCUCCUUCCUCCCAACUUGUAUAUUGUUCAUUUAAAGGAGUGUGUUGUUGGAAAGCUAUUUUCUCCUUUGGUUAAUUUUUUUCCCCCUCCCUUCCUGUUAACUUUUUCACUAGUUAAUGUAAACUUUGCUUUUUUGAGUUUCUGUGCAUUUUUUUUUUCUUUCUCCCCCCUGUUGCUCUCAACGCUUGCUUGUGAGCUGGCUGGAGGUAAAAGCAAAACUGGGAUUCUUCUCAUUGUGGGGAAAAUGUCACAAGCCUCGUCAUUCAUCCUGGGGUGGCUUAAUUUUUUAUUUUUGUUUUCCGCAGAUGGUUUCGGGGUGCAGGGUACAGAUGGAUUAACAGUGUCGGAUUGAGAGUGCUGAUACAGGAUGUGUCUAUUCAUUGUGUUCAGUUGGAUGAUGAUGAUGCUCAAUUCUGAUCCUGGACCAGCAUGCUCGCUCUGAAACGUGAUUUUGCGUUACAACCCCCAGUUUCUAGAAUGAUGUUUGACUGAAAAAUGGACCCUGUAUGUGUCUGAAUGGGAAUGAGGAGAAACAUUUGGUUUGCUUUUCUGACAGUUUGUGAAAAUGAUGGGUUAUUGGCACAGCCAGCGUUUGAACUCAGUUGUAAAUUAGUUCUUUCACGUAGCAAGACGUAAAACAAAACUCCGCCUUUUUAUAUAAUUAUCUGUAACAAAUGUUUUUACAUGUUGUCAUCUAUUGAUUGCUUUUGUGUCUUGACAUAUAAAAGUAAUGGAAAUCUG
Messenger RNA from Neoarius graeffei (lesser salmon catfish), 8156 nucleotides. RefSeq names its product host cell factor C1b (gene hcfc1b). Bases 385 to 6207 code for a protein of 1940 amino acids. Gene Ontology annotation, molecular function: protein binding; transcription coactivator activity. The record is from RefSeq and is a predicted model, not a curated record. The transcript has 28 exons. Gene Ontology annotation, cellular component: histone methyltransferase complex. Gene Ontology annotation, biological process: regulation of DNA-templated transcription; chromatin remodeling. Lineage: Eukaryota; Metazoa; Chordata; Actinopteri; Siluriformes; Ariidae.